Molecule: messenger RNA, 261 nt
Organism: Peronospora matthiolae
Lineage: Eukaryota; Oomycota; Peronosporomycetes; Peronosporales; Peronosporaceae
Source: the annotation of a GenBank genome assembly
AUGGAGGCGAUCUACGGCAAGUUGAACGAGCUAGAGGCACACGACGCACAUCGUCAAUAUGGCUACAUGCGCAAGGUCGAGCCCAUGCAGCGUGCACUACUAGAACUCGAUGCCGCCGUGCUGCUUGUUGGCGUCCGGGCCUCCCAGACACAGCAGCGUCAGCAUAUGAGACUCGUGAAUGUGCACAAAGGCCGCCUCAAAGUUUGCCCGAUCCUUAAUUGGGGCAAGAAUAUCGUCGAGCAGCGUAUGGCAAUGAAUUAG